UUCUAAUAAUAAUAAUUUUGCUUUCUUCUUAAGCUUGUCUCUUCACUCUUCACGCAGCUCGAGAUUCUUUUCCAUUUGUUUAACAAUGAAAGAUGCUUUCUCUAUCUCCUUCUUCCUCUUCUUCUUCCAUUGGUUCACUUUCAACCGUAAAGUAAUUGAGUUUGAAUAAACUAAGAGUAAGAGCAACACAGACCUUGUUGGCUGGCUGCCGGAGGUGGAGGAACUUGAAAGCCAUUUGUUUCUGCGGUGGUGGUUUUUCCUUUUUUAUUAAUUAAAUCAUUUUUUCGGGGUUCUAUAAAUUUCCCGCUCUUUGUAAAUACCGAGGUUACUUACUACCGCCAAUCUCUUUUCCCUUUUCUCUCCUGCUGCUGCUCUGCUGCCUUCCUUUGUCCUUCUCUUCACUUCCCUCGCCAUUUUUGUUUUCUUCUAAUAAUUAGAAACCACUCUCAUUUCUUACUCUUGAUCCCGUUUCCCGAUUCCAGGGUUUCUGAAAUAAGUAAUUCAUUCAAAAAUUUGGAUUGAUCAGUUGGGGAAGGAAGGAAGGAAGGAAGGAAGAUGAACACUAGAGUACGCUCUGCUCUGCAGGGCUUUAAAGCUCCAUUGCACCCCGACAAUACCAACAAUAAUAACAAUACCAACCACAAAAAGGAGAAAAUGCAGAGCCACGGAGGAGGAAUAACAUCAAUUGCUGCCCUAAAAUCUGCAGCCAUUACCAACAGGCGUAAAUUGAACAGAGAAAGGAAAUUGGCAUUGCUACAAGAUGUUGAUAAGUUGAAGAAGAAGCUUAGACACGAGGAGAAUGUACAUAAAGCAUUAGAGAGAGCUUUCACUAGACCUCUUGGAGCUCUCCCUCGCCUGCCUCCUUAUCUCCCUCCUUAUACAUUAGAGUUGCUUGCGGAAGUGGCUGUACUAGAAGAAGAAGUAAUUAGGCUUGAAGAGCAAGUCGUGAACUUUAGACAAGGCCUCUACCCAGAAGCUGUCUACAACAACAACUGCUCUAAAAACUCUACUAAUGAUGGAGCUUCUGAACAACAACAACAACAACAACAACAACAACAACCUUGCUGUUCUUCGUCUAGUACGAGAACACCAGGCAGCUAGGCAUUCGAGAUCAAAGUCAGUCUCGUCGACCAACGGGCUCAUCAAUUCAUCGCCAUUUGGAUCAGCAGCCAGACAGCAGCAGCAGCAGCCUUCUCUUGCAAGAGGUACAUCAAGCAGAAAGCUCUUGCCAAGUGAGAGUCCAAUAAUAAGUGGUCAAUCAAGACAUAAAGGUCAAGGCUCAAACAAGGUGAUUUCUUCCUCUCCAUAUGAUGAGAUAGGGAAGGAGAAUCGUUCGUGGAGUAAUUCGUUGAAAGAGAAGCAAUCUCCUCGGAAGAGAAAUGGCAAGGUUGCAACCCCGCGUAAGAGACUGUUUGAUAACAGACGGCUAUCAGAAGAUAAAUGCUCAGUUGUUCCUUCAAAGCCAAGGGUGGAAUGCAGGUUAGCAGAAGAAGAAGCAACUUCGUCCUCAGGUUGCUCGAAUGAGGUUCUUGAAGCUAAGAAGAUAUCCGAGGAUAUGGUGAAGUGCCUAUCCACCAUUUUCAUGAGGAUGAGAACAUCGAAAGACAAGGCAGCGGCAGAUAUGGUCACCACCCUAGAAAGUGAGUGUGGUUGGGACGCUUAUUACCAUGGUGAAAGUAGUAGAGAUAACAACACUGUUGGUCCAUACAGUGAUAUGUGUGCAAUUGAAGCCAGCUCGAUCGACCUCAACCGGGCAACAACUGUUUUGUUUUUGUUACAUGGGCUAAAGUAUGUCUCUCGUCGUAAAUCCAUCUUUUGUUUAUGUUAAAAUCCAGUCAAAUUUUGCUGCCAUGCUGAAUGCAGGCAGUUGGAUGUCACAUUUGCAAUAUUUACAAAAAUGUCACCUCAUAACAUUCAAUAGCUGGGAUCCCCUUGCCAGUGACAUAGACACCAUUCAGCAUGUUAACCAGAUUGGGAAAGAAUUCAAUAACUUGAAUGAUUGUUCAGAGACAUGAUCAAUGCUUGCUUGCUUGCUUUUCAGGUUUCUGAUGGAGAAACUUGGCAGUGUGAAUUUGGAAGGGCUUACUCACCAGCAAAAGCUUUCUUUCUUGAUAAACAUAUGCAACUCUUGUAUGAUGAAUGCCGUUUUGGAGCAUGGGGUGCCCGAGACCGCCUGAAAUGUUAGUAGCACUAAUGCAAAAGAUAACAUGCGAAAAGGCGUCGAAGAACAACAGCGACGAGAUGAAGGCGCGCAACAGCUUCGGGUUAGAGUGGUCAGAACCUUUGGUCACCUUUGCACUCUCCUGUGGAAGCUGGUCCUCACCUGCUGUGCAGGUAUACACGGCAACAGGAGUGGAAGAAGAGCUAGAGGCAGCAAAGAGAGACUACCUGGUUGCAGCAGCUGGGAUGUCGAAGACGAGCAGGAAGCUGAUGAUACCAAAGCUACUGGGCUGGUAUCUGCUGGACUAUGCCAAGGACAUGGGCUCGUUGCUGGACUGGGUCUGCCUGCAGUUGCACGAUGGGCUCAGGGAUGAAGCUGUGAGGUGCGUGGGGAGAAAGGGGAGAGAGCCAUUGUCACAUUUGGUUCAGUCAGGUCAUGCCUUACGAUUUCAGCUUCAGGUUUCUUGUCUUCUGCAGAGGUGAGAAUUGGAAGAGGAAUGAAUAUGGAGAUCGAUCGGGCUUUCGGAAAAUGGAUCCUACACAUAAAAUAGAUGGGCUUGUUUUUGGGUUCUUUUUCUUUGGGUUGGGCUUAUUGGUGGUGGGUUGUGAUUAUUCUACACAUAAAACGCUCUUUCAACUUCUUUCUGUAAUACAAUUUGGUCACUCCGAUUGAUUCCUAUGACUUCUAUUAUUUUG
Messenger RNA from Linum tenue, 2856 nucleotides. The record is from the annotation of a GenBank genome assembly. Lineage: Eukaryota; Viridiplantae; Streptophyta; Magnoliopsida; Malpighiales; Linaceae.